AUGCCCGCUGUUGGCCUCUGCCUUCGCAGCUCGCCCCGCGCAGCCUCGCUCGCCUGCUACCGCGCCCGGGCCCUGUCCCCACUGGCGCUUCCCGCGUUCCCCCACUCGCCUUUCACUGCUCCGCCCCACCCCUGCCCUCGCUUGCGCGACCGCCUGCAACGGCUGUCGCCGGCCACCCCCCUGUCGCGAGCGCUCGCCGUCGCAGACACGCGCGCCUCCCCUGGCCGUUGCGCGCCGCCCCGCACCUCCCCGGCCACGAGCCGCGACCCGCUCGGCCCCUCCGCGCUCGUUGGCCGGCGCCCCGCCGCGCCCACGCGCCCACGCGCUCGUGCGUUCGGGCAGGCGCCCACGCCUGCACCCGCGCGGCCGAUACCCGCUCGCGCAGUGCCCACUAAACCCUCUGUGGGCCACUGA
This is a messenger RNA of Aegilops tauschii subsp. strangulata, 414 nucleotides long. The record is from RefSeq and is a predicted model, not a curated record. Lineage: Eukaryota; Viridiplantae; Streptophyta; Magnoliopsida; Poales; Poaceae.